Molecule: messenger RNA, 1101 nt
Organism: Alternaria alternata
Lineage: Eukaryota; Fungi; Ascomycota; Dothideomycetes; Pleosporales; Pleosporaceae
Exons: 1
Coding region: 1-1101 (366 amino acids)
Source: RefSeq, a predicted model, not a curated record
AUGAAUACAUCAUCCCGACAAAUUGCGACCUUCUACACCGGUUCAGACUCAUCGUCACUAUAUAGCGAAGACGAAGGCAGAUCUGACAGCAAUCUGUUGGGCACGCAAUCCCACCAUCGGUCGUCCUUGGAGCCUAACAUAAGAGGUUUGCCUUGUGACGAUGCACGAGACUUUGACGGGACUCCUGCGUCGUCAUUUACAAAGGUGCUCACAAGUUCAGAUCUAAAUGACGGUCAAGGAUUUAACCUGGAUGCUUCCGGCAACUACACGCCUGCUUGCCGCUUGGAGACUCAACAAGAGGCUAGAGCACGUCGUUCCCAAAGCGUAACCGAAGCAACACCUCUAGAACACAACGUCUGGCGGGAUACUACCCUAGAUGAGUCCAAAACAUAUUUGCAGCGAAUUCUGGCAGAGCACGAUGCUACUAAUGAGGGCUCAAGCUCAGACGAGUAUCGGAAGCAAGACCAGAUCAACGGGGAACGUAGCGCUCGGCAUGUGGCGCUCGCUAGUCGCAACAUGUGUCCGAUCAAUUCGAACGCCGGCUCUUUACGACACAGACGCGAAACCCUCUUGUCAACGACGUCGCUUAUUUCGACUGACUCGGGAGAGCAGACUGAAUUUUCCUACCAAACUGAUGGAUACCACAACAUGCUCCAGGAUGGUACGCAUACUUUAGACACUGCGGAGGAUAUCUUCCAACCAGUAACGCCGAGGCCUCGAGCAUUGACACUUUCAGACACUCCCUCUAAACGGCAGCUGCAUAGCUCCAGCUCACUUGCGUCCGACGGGUCAGCACACCAAUCUACCGCACUAUCAGGGCUCGAUGAAGCUGAUGGGGAGUCUGACAAGCUUUUGUCUACCGGAGCGUCUGAUCAACGGAUUCAAAGAUCAACUCGUCGCUCGUCGCUCGCGGCACGACGUCAAGGACGGGCUGACUGGCGAAAUCGCGCCUUGUUGUCAUCAACUGGACAGAUGUAUGGCCUGAGAGAUCGUGGAGAAGGUUACGUGGCCGGUCGUUAUGUGACAGUGAUCGAAGAAGAUGCGCAACCAGAAAAAGAGAAGCGGAGACGAGACGCAUGGAAGCGCGUAUCAUGCUUCUAG